Cucurbita moschata (crookneck pumpkin) is the source of this 1171-nucleotide messenger RNA. RefSeq lists its product as uncharacterized. NCBI's taxonomy places the organism in Eukaryota, Viridiplantae, Streptophyta, Magnoliopsida, Cucurbitales, Cucurbitaceae. The record is from RefSeq and is a predicted model, not a curated record. The transcript is spliced from 5 exons. Gene Ontology annotation, biological process: regulation of mitotic cell cycle. The coding region runs from base 149 to 862 and encodes 237 amino acids.
GCGACGAACUAAAAACUCGAAAAAAACUGCUAGAAAAUUUUCCAGUAGAAAUUUAAGAAAGUCGAGAGGAAGAUCAAGGGAUUUCUCGCAAGUGGUAGUCGAAUCUUCUUAAUUGAGAUAUAAUAUACAUUUCUGCAGCAUCAGCAACAUGGCAAUGACAUUGCAAAAUGGCGGUGUUCUUCAGGAUGAGAAUCACAAUGUUCACUAUAAUGGACCCUCCGGUGCAGGGAAGGGUAAUGCCAUGAAUUCACAAAGAAAAAGUGGGGUUAGUGGGCGAAAGCCCCUUGGCGAUCUAUCAAAUUCAAGAAAGCCAGUCUUAAACCAGUCAUUAAAAUGGCAGAACACAAAGAAUCUCACGUUUCUUGAUGAAGAAAAUUGUGUAGGAAAAAAGAAAAACACACUGAAGGGCUCUGAGAGAGUACAGAAGGGUACUCGAAAAGCCCUUUCAGAUAUUUCAAACUCUGGAAAGCCAAAUCUUCAAGAGGCCUCAAAGAAGAAGCAGAACCUGAAGUUGAGCACUGUAAGAGAAGAAUUGAUCCAUCAGGAGCGCUUCCUGCACAAUCAUCAAGAGUGCAUUAAAGCAAGAAAGUGCGCUGUGGAGAAGGAUCAAUUUCUAAGCAUCGUUGGACUUGAUCUCCCCAAGGAGUUGAAGAUGGAUAGAAAGCCUGAUAGUCCAUUGAAGCUGAAGGAGAUGGCGGAAUUGGAGAUUUUCGAUCAAUCUCCGAAGAAGUUGUGUCUGUUUGGAAGGGGAAGGCUUGACUCAUCACCGCCUUGCAAGUCCCCAAAAUCACCUUCAGUGGAUACCUUUUCACUCUGGAAGGACAGUGACAGUAUUAAUUUCACGUUGAUAAAGACCCCAUAAGCCGACCCCCCUGAGCUUUCAUCUGGAAUGGAGAAAGGUUGGUGGCAAACGUUCACUGCUUUGAUUGAGAUGAAGAUUAUAGAAUUCUCUCUUUUGGAAAGAUUGUAGAUUUUAGGAAAUAUUGUAUUUGAAAUGUUUUUGUUGUGUGUUUUGAUUGAGAUGAAGAAGAUUAUCAUCAUCUCAAAUAUUCUUUCUUGAUGAAGGUCAUCUGGAAAGAUUGUAAUGGAACACGAUCUUUGUUUUUGACUGGAGAUGAAGGCUGUUUUCAUCUUAUAGAUUCUAAUAUAUGUUCCUUUUGGCUUAGUUCUG